AUGGCCGGAAAUUACACUAUCAGUGUCGGCACCGUGGGCGGCGGUCUCUCCGUCAGCCCCGACGGCGGUGAGACCUGGAACCGCAUCCGCAAUCCCCUGCCCACCGAGUGCAAUAUCCGCGCGCUGGCUGUCGACCCCAGCAACCGGCAUCGCAUCUAUGCUGGAACAGACAGCGGCCUGUACCGCUCCGAUGACAACGGCUUCACCUGGGAUUACCUCGAGUCUCCCAUGGAUGACCUGCAGAUUUGGUCCGUCGGCGUAGACCCUGACGACUCCGACACGGUCUUCGUGGGUACCCGGCCCAACGCCUUCCGCUCCCGCGACGGCGGCCAGACCUGGGAGUCCCUGGACCUCGGCGUACGUAUGCCCUGCCCUAUCGGGAUCCCGCGGACUACCAACAUCAUCGUGGACCCUCGAGACACCCGCACCGUUUGGGCCGGCAUUGAGGUGGACGGCGUGUAUCGCAGUCUGGACGGCGGCGACAACUGGACCCGUCUUCCCGACCUGGGUCCCGACCCGUUCCACGGUGACAUCCACGGCAUGGCCCUCAAGCCGGGCCCCGACUCCGCCAUCUACUGCACGACUCCCUUUGGGAUUUCCACCAGCAACGACGAGGGCGAGAGCUGGGAGCUGCACGAGUUCCCGCGCUUCCACGCUGAGGACACCCGCUCCUAUUGCCGUGGCAUGGUCAUCCAUCCCGACAACCCCAGCGUCAUGUUCGUCGGCAACGGCGACACCAUACCGGGCGUCACCGGCGCGAUCCGCCGCACCCGCGACGCCGGCUCGUCCUGGGAUGCUCCGCAGCUGUCCACGACGCCCAACUCUGUGGUGUACUGGUUUGCCGCCAACCGCCAUGUGUCCGACAUCAUGGUUGCCGCCAGUAUCUACGGCUACGUCUAUGUCAGCAGUGACGGUGGCGACAACUGGGACAAGCUUCAGAAGGAGUUCGGCGAAAUCCGCUCCCUGGCCCUGACACCCAACGAGUAG
Molecule: messenger RNA, 987 nt
Organism: Geodia barretti
Lineage: Eukaryota; Metazoa; Porifera; Demospongiae; Tetractinellida; Geodiidae
Source: the annotation of a GenBank genome assembly